Messenger RNA from Lineus longissimus, 3573 nucleotides. RefSeq lists its product as uncharacterized. The coding region runs from base 1 to 3573 and encodes 1190 amino acids. The record is from RefSeq and is a predicted model, not a curated record. Gene Ontology annotation, molecular function: nucleic acid binding. Lineage: Eukaryota; Metazoa; Nemertea; Pilidiophora; Heteronemertea; Lineidae. The transcript has a single exon.
AUGAAAUGUUGGGAUUGUGGCGCCGACCAUUAUCUGAUUAACUGUCCGAGCUUCAAGACCAAAAGCCAGAAGCAGCGACAUGCCCUGGUGCGAUCAAAGGGUUUGUGCUUUAAUUGUCUGCGCAAGAAUCAUGGUGUUGGUGAUUGCGGCAGCGAGCAGAGAUGUCGGGUGUGCAAAGGGAAACACCACAGCCUUUUGCACAGAGAGAAACCGCCGCAGACUGAGCACAUCCGUGCAGAAGAACAAGCAACAGAGCAGAAAGCAGACAAAUCGGGGAACUUUGCGGUUACUAAUGUAACUAGCAAUGCAUUAGGACAUGCGAAGCCGGACACCCCAACGACUAAGAUUGCCUUACAAGUUGUUCCUGUCAAGGUAAUCGGUAAAGAUGGAGCCACGAUCAAGACAUACGCACUACUUGACUCUGCAAGUGAAGAGUCCUUUGUAGAUAGCAGUUUGGUUAAUCAGCUGAACAUCCCUAGUAUUGGUUCAGAGACUAUGAACAUAUGUACACUGACUGGUGAGUCGUCAAUGAGUGUUAGAAAAUCCACAAUCACUGUGGAAGCUGUGAUGGGGUCAGAAUCCGUGCAGGUGCCUGUUAAAGUAGUAGAGACGCUGAAUAUUUCGACAUCGAGGCCAACAGAUAUCUCCAGGUGGAGCCACCUUGAGGGGAUUACACUGCCGUGUGUGGAUCAGGACAAGGUGUCUUUGCUGAUCGGUACCAACGUUCCCGCAGUUCAGGUGCAUUUCGAGAGCAGAAUUGGCAGGGAAGGUGAACCGUAUGCCGUUCGCACUGUUCUCUGUUGGUCUAUAUUUGGGCCCUUGGGAAAACACCAAGGCAAGUCUGGUGAUAACGACAGGACUAAUGUGAACUUUAUCAAAACUGGUGAAACGAUGAAUGAGACUCUUGAUCAAAUGAAGCAGCUUCUUGGGUUUGAAAACUGUCUUGUUCCCAGCCAGGCCAAGGGGAUGUCUGUGGACGAUCGGAAGGCUUUGGAGAUGAUGGAGGCCAGCACCAAGAAGAUCGGUGCUCAGUAUGAAGUCGGAAUGCUUUGGCGAGACAAGGAGGUGCAGCUACCUGAUAACAGACCCGUAGCCGAGAAACGACUGCAGUCACUCAAGCGUAAGUUCCUGGAUCCAAGGUACGAACAGAAAUAUCGUAAAUUCAUGGAGAUGUUGAUCAGUAGAGGGUUUGCUCGGAAGCUGACUGAAGAGGAGGCUAAGACAAGAGGACCAAGAACAUGGUACCUACCACACCAUGGUGUCACACAUCCCCAAAAGCCUGAUAAGGUGCGUGUGGCCUUUGAUGCGGCUGCGAAAUAUCAGGGUGUUUCAUUGAACAAUCAACUUAUGCAAGGACCUGACCUCACUAACAGUUUGCUGGGUGUACUGCUUAGGUUUCGCCAAGGACCAGUUGCGCUUGUUGGAGACAUUGAGAAGAUGUUCUUGAUGGUGAAGGUCUCUGAGCAAGAUGAUGCCGACUCGUUACGCUACCUAUGGUGGGAGAACAGUGGUGAUGAGGAACCGGCUGAGUAUCAGAUGUUGAGACACAUCUUUGGGGCAGCUGAUUCCCCAAGCUGUUGCAACUACAUCCUCAAGAGGACUGCUGAGGACUGCCGUGGCGAUUUUGCUGAGGAAGCGAUUGAUGCAGUGCAGCAAGAGUGUUAUGUGGAUGACUUCCUACAGUCAUUGCCUGACACUGAUAAGGCGAUCGAGAUGAGACGGGAUGUGACCUCAGUGGUGGCCACAGGAGGGUUUCAUCUGACAGGCUGGAUGAGCAAUAACCGUGAAGUUUUGGCCAGCAUACCAGAGAGUGAGCGAGCGAACCCCUCCCUUGACCUAGAUUUUGAUAAUCUACCAAUAUCUAGGACACUCGGACAAAGGUGGGAUGUGGAGCGGGACAUCUUCCAGUUCAAAGUACUUGACCGCAACAAACCUAUGACCAAGCGUGGUGUGCUGGCUACCCUGUCAUCUUUGUUUGAUCCGAUCGGACUGGUUUGUCCGGUGGUGUUAGAAGCAAAGAACUUGAUGCAGCGUCUUUGGAAACAGAACCUGGGCUGGGAUGACCCGCUGAAGGAACUGGAAUGUUUGCUUUGGGAGAGAUGGUUGUCAGAGUUGUCCAGUCUUGUAAAAAUCGAGAUUCCAAGAUGUUACACUCUCAGCAGUGAGAAUGUACUGGAGAUAUCCCUACACAGUUUUGCAGAUGCUUCCGAGUCGGGAUACGGGAUGUGCUCUUACCUCAGAUUUGCAUAUGGAGAAGGAGGAGUGACCUGCUCAUUUGUCAUUGGUCGGUCACGAUGUGCUCCGGUGAAGACAACUUCUAUUCCGAGGCUUGAGUUACAAGCUGCUGUCCUUGCUGCGAGGAUUUCCUGUACUCUCAAAGAAGAGCUGACCUUGAAAAUCGAUUACGUUGUCUUCUGGAGCGACUCCCAGACGACUUUACAGUACAUCAGAAAUGAAAAAAAGCGCUUUCAUACCUAUGUAGCAAACCGAGUGGAGGAGAUACGUAGCCUGACCAGUCCAGAUGAGUGGAGACACUGUCCAGGUGUCUUCAAUCCGGCCGAUGAUGCAUCCUGCGGUUUGAAGCCUGAGGAGAUAACAGUAGAACAUCGCUGGUGGAAGGGUCCUGACUUUCUAUGGGAACCAGAAAGUUGCUGGCCACAUACAGAAGUGGAUGCCCUACCAGAAGAUGAUCCAGAGGUUCGGACCAAGGUUCAAGUUCACCUUGCUGUUGGAGAACCACAGGCCCAGACUAGUUUAGAAAAGGUGAUAAAGAACACUGGCAGCUGGCAAACCUUACUCCGUAGGAUAGCAUGGGUUGUACGAUUCUGCAAUGGGCUAAGAAGGAAAACCUAUGCAACAGGCAACAUUCAGCUAGAGGAGCUUGAUCAGGCUGCAUCACUGGUUGUAAGGUCUGUCCAACAAGAGUGCUUUUCGGAGGAAAUCAGCCAACUCCAGGAGGGCAAAGAGGUCAAGGUCACAAGUCCGAUUGCUGAUCUGGGACCGAUCCUGGUCAAUGGAGAGUUACGAGUGGGUGGUCGACUGAGACGAGCACCUACCUUAUCAUCAGAUGAAAAGCACCCUCUCAUUCUGCCAAAGAAGCAUCAUGUUAGCAUUUUGAUCACCCGUCGAUGUCAUGAAAAGUUAGCACAUUGUGGCAGAGAACAAACUGUUGCAGAGACAAGAAAGAAAUACUGGAUCCUCGGUGGGCGUGGAUUGGCUAAGAGACUGAUUUCACAUUGUUGGGUGUGCCGUUACCUGAAUGCGAGGUCCAUGGAGCAAGUAAUGUCCGAUCUACCGCGUACCAGGCUCAUACCCUAUAAGCCGCCCUUCACGUAUGCUGGCGUUGACUUCUUUGGCCCCCUAACCGUGAAAUGGGGCCGCCGUGACACUAGAAAGCGCUGGGGAUGCCUGUUCACAUGCCUCACUACAAGAGCUGUCUUCCUGGAAGUUGCCCAGUUUUUGAGUACAGACGAUUUCCUUCUGGUCCUGAGGCAGUUUGUUAGCGAUGAGGACCUCCCGAGGAAAUACGCUCUGAUCAUGGAUCCAACUUUGUCGGUGCUGACCGUGAACUAA